Molecule: messenger RNA, 228 nt
Organism: Sphaerulina musiva SO2202
Lineage: Eukaryota; Fungi; Ascomycota; Dothideomycetes; Mycosphaerellales; Mycosphaerellaceae
Exons: 2
Coding region: 1-228 (75 amino acids)
Source: RefSeq, a predicted model, not a curated record
AUGGGCAACGGAACUCUUUACUCUGCCUGCACUCUGCAGGGCAACGGCACCCUCUACUCCGCCUGCGCUCUCCAGGGCAACGGUACUUUGUACAGCGCCUGCUCCGUGCAGAAGAACGGCACCUUGUACUCUGCCUGCUCCGUGCAGAAGAACGGCACCCUCUACUCGGCCUGCUCCGUGCAGAAGAACGGAACGCUGUACAGCGCGUGCUCCGUUCAGCUGAUCUAA